AUGAAUGAGUCGGAGGUGAGAGAUGACAACGUGGAUUCUAAAUGUAAGGUUUUUGUUCAUGUGGUGAAAAAGCGGAUAAUUUCACCUAAGUGGAAGGAAUCGCAGGCGGGCGAGUUCUGGUACAUUCGACGGAAUUGGAGUCUUGUUGUAGCUUGUGGUGGUGGUGGUGGUGGUGGUGGUGGUGGCGGCGGUGCUGGCGGUGCUGGUAGUGUAAAAGUGGAUUUCACAUCCAAGAAGCAAAGGGUGAAGAAUUCAUUUUUCAUUAUUCAAAAGACAAGGGAUACAAGAAGGAUGAUAGUAUACCUUCGACACCUCCCGGAAGGUGCAGCCAUAGCGGCCCUGUCAGUGCCAACACACCCAUAUACCCAUUCCCUUGGAACCGCCAAUAACUAA
This is a messenger RNA of Paracoccidioides lutzii Pb01, 393 nucleotides long. RefSeq lists its product as hypothetical. The record is from RefSeq and is a predicted model, not a curated record. The transcript has 2 exons. The coding region runs from base 1 to 393 and encodes 130 amino acids.